Molecule: messenger RNA, 3316 nt
Organism: Pygoscelis adeliae (Adelie penguin)
Lineage: Eukaryota; Metazoa; Chordata; Aves; Sphenisciformes; Spheniscidae
Gene: TBC1D5
Product: TBC1 domain family, member 5
Exons: 22
Coding region: 103-2598 (831 amino acids)
Biological process (GO): activation of GTPase activity
Molecular function (GO): GTPase activator activity
Source: RefSeq, a predicted model, not a curated record
GCAGCAAAACUUCUGAAGGUUUGCAGAAGAUGGUAAGAGAACUACCGAGAAGGCUAUUGUAGUAUUAUAAAUACGCCUCAGUUGGAAUUUACUAUUGCCAAUAUGUAUCAUUCUGUGUCUGAAACCAGUCACCCUUUGCAAACAGAGGAACAAGAAAUAGGCAUUGAUCCCUUGCAGAGUUAUUUGAACAAGCCAGGGGAAGGAGGAUCAAAUGAAAAUGGAAGCACACACCACACCUCAGAUUCUGAUGGAACAUUUAUUUCUUACAGUAAAGAAUGGGAAGAACUAUUUGUAAACAACAAUUACUUGGCAACUAUACGGCUGAAGGGGAUUAAUGGGCAGCUGAGAAGCAGCAGGUUCCGUAGUGUUUGCUGGAAGUUAUUUCUGGAGGUUCUACCCCAAGACAGAAGUCAAUGGAUUAAAACCACUUCAGACUUAAGAACUUCUUACAAUAAGAUCAAAGAAAUUCACAUUACAAACCCUCGGAAAGCAGGACAGCAAGAUCUGAUAAUCAACAACCCUCUCUCUCAGGACGAGGGGAGUCUUUGGAAUAAAUUUUUCCAGGAUAAAGAGCUUCGAGCAAUGAUUGAACAAGAUGUGACAAGAACCUUCCCUGAAAUGCAGUAUUUCCAGCAAGAGAAUGUGAGGAAAAUUCUUACAGAUGUUCUGUUCUGCUAUGCCAGAGAAAAUGAGCAGUUGCUUUAUAAACAGGGUAUGCAUGAACUUUUAGCUCCCAUUGUCUUUAUCCUGCAUUGUGACCACCAAGCUUUUUCACAUGCCAGUGAAGCUGCACAACCAAGCGAGGAAAUGAAAGUUCUUUUGAAUCCUGAAUAUCUGGAACAUGAUGCCUAUGCAAUGUUCACACGUCUUAUGAAAACUGCAGAACAUUGGUUUUCAACUUUUGAACACGACAGUCAGAAGGAGAAAGAUAUGAUGAUUACACCUAUGCCAUUUGCAAGGCCACAGGACUUAGGCCCAUCUAUUGCUAUUGUAGCGAAGGUAAACCAAAUUCAGGAUCAUCUGCUGAAGAAACAUGAUAUUGAGCUGUACAUGCAUCUGAACCGUCUGGAAAUUGCUCCACAGAUUUAUGGACUGCGAUGGGUAAGGCUCCUGUUUGGACGUGAAUUCCCACUUCAGGACCUUCUGGUUGUCUGGGAUGCUCUAUUUGCUGACAGUAUCACUCUGAAUUUAGUUGACUACAUUUUUGUAGCCAUGUUGUUAUAUAUUCGAGAUGCCUUGAUUUCAAGUAAUUAUCAGACCUGUUUGGGACUUCUGAUGCAUUAUCCGCCUAUUGGAGAUGUUCACUCCCUUAUCCUAAGAGCACUUUUUCUUCGAGAUCCAAAGAGAAAUCCAAGACCAGUGACUCACCAAUUUCAACAAAAUUUAGAUUAUUACAAAGCACGUGGAGCAGACUUGAUGAACAAAACCCGCGCCAGUGCUAAGGCUGCCCCACUGAACAUUAACAAAGUCUCCAACAGCUUACUGAAUUUUGGCCGAAAGCUCAUUGCUCCGGCUAUGGCUUCAGGAGGGGCUGGGGGUGCCCCUGCCGGCGGGAGCAGCUUUCCUCCCCCUGCAAUGCCCAUCAGAAGCGCAGUGGAACUCCCCCAGCAGCAGCACCACCACCACCACCAGCACCAGCACCACCACCACCACCACCACCAGGCACAGCAGCAGAGGAUGAUGAAGUCCGAAAGCAUGCCAGUUCAGCUGGGCAAAGGCGAGGCCGGCGCAGGCAGCGAUGCUGCGCUGCCGGGCCCCGGGCAGCAUCCCCCUGCCCUCCCAGGCCAAAGUUCAAAAAACAUCAGUUCAUCUCCAAGCAUAGAGAGCUUGUCUGGAGGACGUGAAUUUACAGGAUCUCCACCAUUGUCUGCAUCAAAAAAGGAUUCCUUUUUCAGUACAAUCUCCCGCUCCCGUUCCCAAAGCAAAACUAUGAGCAGAAAAGAAUCGGAGGAGGAAUUGGAGGCCCAGAUUUCAUUCCUACAAGGACAACUGAACGACUUGGAAGCCAUGUGCAAAUACUGUGCGAAGAUGAUGAACACACAUCUUGGAAAUAUUCAGGAAGUCAUAUUACAAGAACACUUGGAAAAAGAAGAUGAAAUUCUGGUUUCCUUGGCUGGUUUGAAGCAGAUCAAGGACAUCUUGAAAGGUUCCCUGCGUUUCAACCAGAGCCAGCUGGAAGCUGAAGAAAAUGAGCAAAUCACGAUAGCCGAUGAUCAUUACUGUUCCAACAGUCAGAACAAGGGGACAGGUGAUGUCCUAAAGGGACCUGUUAUGACAAAACAACAGUUCAUCUCAGGACAACAGACUACGACUGAUUCGAGCACUAGUGAGAGCAAGAGUGCUGAUGACUAUAUUAUGGUUUCCAAAGAAGAGGAAGGAAGUAGAAGUGCUGUCCCGGAGCCAGCGCAGUCCCAUCAGGCACACAAGGAGGCAGCGGUGAAGCCAGAAGCUCCAUCUCGUUCUUCUUUGAUAUUCUCUGACCCACUGAUGGGCUCCAUUUCAGCCUCCUCCAGCAACCUGAGCUCCAGCCCUGAUGAUGACAGUAGUAAUAACAGCAAAGAUUCUGACUUUGCUAUUGUCAGCCCACUGGACAUCUAAAGAAACAGGUUGGGAGAGUUUGAGAGGUCGGUUGUUACACCUCAGCUCAAAUUCCUAUGAUUCCACAUGCUGGAUAGUUCUUUGGAUUAGAAGUACAGGAAAUAGAUAAAGGUAACCCAUUUCAGCUGCCAAAAGCCUAAAUUAAAAAAAAAAACCCAACCCAAAAACCAAAACCCACGAAUUUGCAACUCUUCAAAAAGAAUAGACGCCUUUUAAUAACUGCCUUAAAUAAAGACCCAGUAAAACCCGGUUCUAAUAUACAGUUAUUCUUUGUUAUAGAGUUAUCUUACUUAGGAGCUUUGUUACUAUAGAACUGUUGCUUUCCCAAAACAUAGAAUAGUAUGUGCUAGGUACCGUAAUGUAUUAGGAAAUGUGUAGAAACUUGGCAUCAGACCUGAAGCAGCAAAGACAAGCUAGAUUUAAUAUCGUCCUUUUGCAAAAUAUGCUCGACUGGGUUUUCUGAGUAGGAAAGGGUACUGUUUCUUCAGAGACUGUGACUAGAGAAGUAGGGAACGUAUUUCAGAAAGAUAAGAAGCAUCAUCCUGGCAGUAAGCUUGUUCUCAGUUGAGGAAUCCUGGUUUCUUCAUUUUCAUCCGGCAGUAGCCUGAGGUGUGUUCAAGGCAGAGGUUUGUGUAGUUGUUCCUCAGCGCUGUCUUACAGGGGAAUGUGUGACAAAUUCCUUGAGAACGGGGACCUAUACAACAGAGCCUUAUUUCCC